AGCAAAAAAUUAACGCGAACACUGUCUCUCACACAGCCAAUGCAUGCGAAUGCCAUGGAUGCCAUGAGCCUCCUCCGCAUUGGUCACGUUCCCAAUCGCCUCUUCUUUAACCAAUGCAUGCGAAUAUCCCUUCAUUCUUAGCGUGUGUCUGUACCAAGUGUUCAAAGUUAGUUAGUUCUUCUGAGUGAAGACGUGCUUCGUUUGCAAUUUAGUUCUUGCUUUUAUAUUAUCUAAACGACUCGUUUUGCUGCUCCUUUUGUUAUUGCUGGAUUCAACUGCUAGAAGGACUCACUGCAUGUGAAUUGUGAGAUCCACGACUGAUUUCGGCUGCAACGUUAAGGCUUUUGGGGUUGCUUCGAAGUGAGAAAAAUGGUAUUCUCUGCAAAAUAUGGGAGAAGUGAUGGAAAUAGUUGGGCAAGCAUCAAAGGCUUUUCCCUCCAAGUCCUCACAGGGAGGUGGUUCAUGAUGUUUUCAUCAUUUAUGAUCAUGUCAGUGUCAGGAGCAACCUACAUGUUUAGCCUCUACUCCCGGGAAAUCAAGUUGGUUCUUGGUUAUGACCAAUCCACUCUUAAUCAGUUAAGUUUCUUUAAGGACUUGGGUGCCAACAUAGGCAUUCUUUCAGGCCUAAUCAACGAGGUCACACCCCCUUGGGCUAGCUUAUUAAUUGGUGGAGUUCUCAACUUUUUUGGGUACUUUGCAAUUUGGCUUGCUGUCACCGGCAAAAUUGCAAAGCCCCAAGUGUGGAACAUGUGCUUGUACAUCUUCAUUGGAGCAAAUUCCCAUUGCUCAACCAAAACUGGAGCUGUUGUGACCAGUGUCAAGAACUUCCCUGGCAUCAGAGGCAUUGUCUUAGGCCUUUUGAGUGGGUAUCAGGGUGUAAGUGCAGCAAUAAUUACUCAGCUAUACUAUGCCUUCUAUGGAAAUGACUCCAAAUCCCUCAUUUUGCUCAUGGCAUGGCUACCAACUGCUACAGCUAUUGUGUUCCUUCCAGUUAUCAGAAACCACAGGAGUAUUCAACAGCCAAAUGACACUAAAGCUUUCUAUAGGUUCCUCUAUUUAUCAUUAGUCCUAGCGGGGUUCCUAAUGAUCGUAAUUAUAGCACAACAAUGUUUCACUUUCUCUCCAAAUGAAUAUAAUGUUACUACCACUGUGAUGCUUCUUUUGCUCAUCCUUCCACUGGCUGUUGUUAUUGUAGAAGAACACAAGAUUUGGAAGAGUAGACAACAAAACAUCAAUAGGGAAGAUAGUCAAAUGUUGUUGGCAAACUAUCCCAAUAUAGCUACAGAAAAUCCUUAUCAAGAGGAGUCUUCCCAUACAGAACAAACUGUCGAAGAAAAAGUAUCCUGUUGGGAAAACAUACUCAGGCCCCCAGAAAGGGGUGAAGAUCAUACAAUACUUCAAGCCAUUUUUAGCCUUGACAUGCUGGUUCUCUUAUUAGUUUCUAUAUGUUCAUUUGGUAGCAAUCUGACUAUGGUAAAUAACUUAAGUCAAAUUGGAAUUUCAUUAGGAUAUCCAGCACAUACCAUAACCACAUUUGUCUCCCUUAUGUCCCUUUGGAUCUAUUUAGGUAAGGUCGUUCAAGGGGUUGUCGCAGAAUUUAUCUUAUCCAAAUUUAAAGUCCCUAGACCUUUCAUGCUCACAUCGUUACUUCUAUUAUCUUGUGUUGGUCAUCUUUUAAUUGCAUUCAAUGUCCCAAAUGGUCUCUAUAUAGCCUCAAUUGUUAUUGGCUUCUGCUUUGGGGCUAACUGGCCUUUACUCUAUUCCAUCAUAUCUGAACUUUUUGGCCUUAAACAUUAUUCAACAUUGUUCAAUGUUGGGUCAAUAUCAAGUCCAAUUGGGUCAUACUUGCUCAGUGUGAGGGUUGCAGGGUAUUUAUAUGAUAUGGAAGCAAGAAGGCAAAUGGAAGCUUUGGGGCAAAAGACAAGUCCAGGGGAGGAGCUGAACUGCAAUGGUGAUGAGUGCUACAAGUUGGCAUUCAUUACAAUGACUGCAGUUUGCUUGUUUGGGGCAUGUUUGUCACUCAUUCUGGUCUUUAGGACCAUACAACUUUAUAGAAGAGACCUAUACAAGAAAUUCAAUGGUGCUACAACUGAUGUAACUGAAACAACUGAUGUAACUGAAACGGCUGUGUCUUAGAAAUGUAUUGGACCAUCAGCUGCAAAUGAAGGCUAGGUGACUUUGGCAUGGAAAUGGCAACAGAAAAUUCAGAACCAGAGCAAUAGCUAUAGCAACUACUUUGCAAUCACUAACAAAUUUACAGUUUAUAAUGAGUAGUCCUUGUAAAUUUGUAAUGUUAUCUUUUCUACCUUAGAGACCUAUUUCGGCUAGUGGGAUAACACUUUAUUGUUAUUUGUUUUUUACUGUGACAACUUGGUAACAUAGUUUCUUUCCGCUUUAAAACAGCAUUAGAGUAUUGCUUGAGAAAUAAUAAGUGUCAAAUUAUCUGCA
Molecule: messenger RNA, 2448 nt
Organism: Glycine soja
Lineage: Eukaryota; Viridiplantae; Streptophyta; Magnoliopsida; Fabales; Fabaceae
Product: protein NUCLEAR FUSION DEFECTIVE 4-like
Exons: 2
Coding region: 370-2136 (588 amino acids)
Biological process (GO): transmembrane transport
Cellular component (GO): membrane
Molecular function (GO): transmembrane transporter activity
Source: RefSeq, a predicted model, not a curated record